CUUUCUCCUCCAUCGGUAACGCGAAAGCUCCAUUCUUCGGCUUUUGCAGGAUUCGUAGGGUUUCCUUGUUCUUUCAAGCGGAAUAAUGUCUUCCUUCAGCGGCGACGAGACAGCUCCAUUCUUCGGUUUCCUCGGCGCCGCAGCCGCCCUCGUUUUCUCCUGCAUGGGAGCGGCGUACGGGACGGCGAAGAGCGGCGUCGGCGUGGCGUCCAUGGGUGUGAUGCGGCCAGAACUGGUUAUGAAGUCGAUCGUGCCCGUGGUCAUGGCAGGAGUGCUCGGGAUCUAUGGGUUGAUUAUUGCAGUAAUCAUUAGCACCGGGAUCAACCCCAAGGCAAAGUCGUACUACCUCUUCGACGGUUACGCGCAUCUCUCUUCCGGGCUCGCUUGCGGUCUUGCCGGUUUGUCUGCAGGCAUGGCGAUCGGGAUCGUCGGCGAUGCUGGUGUCCGGGCCAAUGCACAGCAGCCAAAGUUGUUUGUCGGCAUGAUUCUUAUUCUUAUUUUCGCCGAAGCACUGGCACUCUACGGCCUCAUUGUCGGUAUCAUUCUUUCCUCUCGUGCUGGUCAAUCCAGAGCAGACUAGUCACCCAAACGGCUGCACCUUGCACUUGUGGCUUUUUCUUAAUUUUGUGCCGGUCCUGACCGGCUAUGUCUGUACCAAGAUAACUUUUUACAAACUGUAUAUUCCGACCGAUCUUGUUUCGGUUAAUAUGUGCAAAUCUCUGUUGUAGGCUUGACUACUUCCGAAUUUGCUACAUAAUCCGUGAUGGAUUAGUAAAUGGUUUCUAUUGUUAUGAGAUUCAUUCAAUGA
Molecule: messenger RNA, 808 nt
Organism: Zingiber officinale
Lineage: Eukaryota; Viridiplantae; Streptophyta; Magnoliopsida; Zingiberales; Zingiberaceae
Product: V-type proton ATPase 16 kDa proteolipid subunit
Exons: 3
Coding region: 86-580 (164 amino acids)
Biological process (GO): proton transmembrane transport
Cellular component (GO): proton-transporting V-type ATPase, V0 domain
Molecular function (GO): proton-transporting ATPase activity, rotational mechanism
Source: RefSeq, a predicted model, not a curated record